CCGUUUCGCUUCCUCGCCGUUAUAAAUCCCCCUCGCCUGAUUUUUUAAUCCACAUUCUUUCCGUUCCAUUCCUCUCACUGUCUCUCUCCUAGGGUUUUCUCUCACUCCACUCUCUCCCCAACUCUCUCUCUCUCUCUCUCUACAACCACCGUCACAAUGACUCAGGAGGAUGUUCAGAACGGCAGCGCAGCAGCAAAGACGGUGACGUUCUCGGCGGUGAAGCCGCAGCUGUUCGUCGAAGCGCCCAAGGCCAACGACGCCGUUCUCUUCUACAAGGCCGCUUUCGGAGCUGAGGAGGUGAGCCGUGCGGUUCACCCCAAGAGGAAGGCGGAGCAGGAGAUUCCUCUCGUCCUCGUUGCUGAACUCAAGCUCGGUUCCUCCUCCAUUCUCGUCUCUGACCUCGUUGAUGACUCGGUGAAGACUGUGGGGUCUGGAUUUGCGAUGUGCUUGGAAACUGAGGAUGUCAAAGCUGCUGUGGCGAAGGCUGUUAGCGCUGGCGCUGUCUCUGAGGGGGAACUCGCGGAGGGUGAAGGCGAGGAGCUCGUUGGGAAACUGAAGGAUCCCUACGGGUUCGUGUGGACGGUUUGCUCUCCUACUAAGAAGAGUGUUGACGUGGAUGUCGUGGAGGCUUAGAAGCGGACCGAUCUGAAUCUGAAUCUUACUCUAUCUGAUUUUACUAGUUGGAGUACUAUGUUUCUUGUUUUGUCACUCGGAUGGUUGCUCUAAAUUCUAAUAUCAUAAACAGUAGUAACCAAGUAGUAGUAGUAUUAAAAAACUUAAGUAGUAGACUAGUAGUAGUGAUUAGUAGAUGAAUGUGGCCUUGGGAGUACGAUCUUGUUGCUGGUGAUUCUGAAAAACUAAGUAGUAGUAGUAAAAAAAAAAUGUAAAAGUAGCAGAGGUGAUUAGUAAAAUGUGGCCUUGGGAGAGGAUACGAUCUUGGUGCUGGUGAUUUUGAAUACAGUUGGCAUAUUUUAGUA
Messenger RNA from Rhododendron vialii, 977 nucleotides. RefSeq lists its product as uncharacterized. The record is from RefSeq and is a predicted model, not a curated record. The transcript has 2 exons. Bases 157 to 633 code for a protein of 158 amino acids. NCBI's taxonomy places the organism in Eukaryota, Viridiplantae, Streptophyta, Magnoliopsida, Ericales, Ericaceae.